CCUCUCAUGAGUGAGAGAGAGAGAGAGAGAGAGAUGGCAUUAGCAGCAAAUAACGUCCAUGGAUUCUUCUCUCCGAGCUUCUUUUGCGCAAACCCCCCCAAACAAACUCGUAUUACCUCCCCCUUUCCUUCUAUUUCUCUCCCCGUUCCCUCAAAGCCACCCUCCUUUUGCAGGUUGCUGAUUUCCACUCGCAGAGGGAAGCCCAGAAUCAUCAGCUGCUCUAAUGGCAAGAAUUUUGGGGGAGACAGCUCUUCAUCCAAGGAAUCAUCCUUUGAUUUAAAGCUUCCACGAAGAAGUUUGCUCGUACAAUUUACGUGCAAUGCAUGUGGGGAAAGAACAGAACGCACCAUAAACAGAGUAGCAUACGAACGGGGUACUGUCUUUGUACAGUGUGCAGGUUGUUUGGCAAAUCACAAACUGGUUGACAACCUUGGACUUGUGGUUGAGUAUGAUCUUCGAAAGGAAAUGGAUGCGGAUAUAAAUGGUACUCACCAAGCUUGAUGGCAAGUUCUCUAAUCAGAAAUUUUCAGGCUUUAUGAUCAGAGUCAGCAUGUGAGAUUAGAAUCCAGAUCCAGUAAACUAAUUGGUUUCGAGCUUGGAUUCCAGUGAAGUCUGAAUUUUCUUGUCAUAUUGAGUUUGAUCCAGUAUCUGUUAUCAGGUCUCAUAUUGUACGUUCAUAUGUACUGUUCCUGUCAUGAAAAUGACCUUCUGUAACAGGAAGCAGAACAUAAGUUUGAAGGCGAAUUAUCGAAAUUUCAAGUAGCCUGUUCAUGAUUACGCCUUGUGAUAUUUGUUGUUCAUCCCUGAUACAAAUAAGAUCUAGUUGCAAACUCAUUGACAGAAGGUAACUCAUUCUACAUAUGGCAAUUAAACUAUUUGUAACUACAAGGAAGAAGCCAUAUUCUCCAUCUUCUACAUUGUUUUGCUAAUUUGUCAAUUAUCAAAGGGCUCGGAUUUGCAAAUCUCAUAACAAGUGUGAUGACAAACAAGAACACAAGUUCACCUUGUACUUUGUUUUACAAAUUCAUCAAGUAUUUUCCUUA
This is a messenger RNA of Asparagus officinalis (garden asparagus), 1043 nucleotides long. RefSeq lists its product as uncharacterized. The record is from RefSeq and is a predicted model, not a curated record. Gene Ontology annotation, cellular component: mitochondrion. Gene Ontology annotation, molecular function: protein-folding chaperone binding; zinc ion binding. Bases 7 to 501 code for a protein of 164 amino acids. Lineage: Eukaryota; Viridiplantae; Streptophyta; Magnoliopsida; Asparagales; Asparagaceae. The transcript has 4 exons. Gene Ontology annotation, biological process: protein stabilization; protein import into mitochondrial matrix; protein folding.